This is a messenger RNA of Rana temporaria (common frog), 2226 nucleotides long. It is a transcript of the gene WEE2, whose product is annotated as WEE2 oocyte meiosis inhibiting kinase. Gene Ontology annotation, molecular function: ATP binding; non-membrane spanning protein tyrosine kinase activity; magnesium ion binding. Gene Ontology annotation, biological process: mitotic cell cycle; regulation of meiosis I; protein phosphorylation. The coding region runs from base 152 to 1825 and encodes 557 amino acids. NCBI's taxonomy places the organism in Eukaryota, Metazoa, Chordata, Amphibia, Anura, Ranidae. The transcript has 12 exons. The record is from RefSeq and is a predicted model, not a curated record. Gene Ontology annotation, cellular component: nucleus.
UCCCUAUUGCAAUAGGCUAUAAAUUGAGGGAUCUGGAGGGGCUGGCCUCUCUGCUGGUUAGCAAUGGAUGUAGCUGCAAGCUAAAAGUAGUGUACACUGUGCUGCAGAUAAGGGAUAGAAGACUGUUUAUACUGUUCAACUAUCAGCAGCGAUGAUAUCUACCAUGGCGUAUGAUUGUGGAAUUAUUCAGAAACUGGACUUUUCAAGCAGUGAUGAAGAGGGUGAUGGCAAAGACUAUGUUCAGGCGUCUCCUGGCAUAGAGAACCCUAGUGAUGCCAUGGCAUGGAGGACAGGGGACAAUAUGUUCCCAGUUACUCCCCAACGUAAUGAGAGAGGAGUGUCUCCUUCAGGUGCCUAUUUGGAUGGAAGCCCUGGCAGUGAUGGCUCUCCCCUAGCCAAGAUUGACUCUGAUGGAGAUUGUCCUGGCACCCCCCUACAUUACCACACAUGGAACAAGCUGAAGCUUUGUGACACUCCCUUUACCCCAAAGAGUUUGCUAUACAAUAACCUACCCUCACCCAGCUCCAAGGUGCCCUGUCCCCGGCAGAGGAUGAUGAGGUUCAUGGCUGGAACAAGUGCAGAGCUGGAUGACCCUGCUCUUGUCAAUGUUAAUCCGUUCACCCCUGAAACCUAUCGUCAAAUGCAGCUCAAUGGCAAGAGGAAAGCAGAAUCCAGCAGCAAUGAUCCACCACCAAAACACAGGGAGAGGGAGCAUUCAGCACCUGUGUUCUCUCAGAGGCUUAUUUUACGUGAAACAAACAUGGUGUCCAGGUACAAAAAAGAAUUCUUGGAGAUUGAGAGGAUUGGAUCGGGUGAGUUUGGAGCAGUCUUCAAGUGUGUGAAGCGGUUGGAUGGCUGUGUCUACGCCAUAAAGCGCUCCAAGAAGCCAUUAGCUGGCUCCACUAAUGAGCAGCUGGCAAUGCGGGAGGUCUAUGCCCAUGCGGUGUUGGGUCACCACCCACAUGUUGUUCGCUAUUACUCUGCCUGGGCUGAGGAUGACCACAUGAUCAUCCAAAAUGAGUACUGCAACGGUGGAAGUCUUCAGGACCACAUCGUGGAGAACACCAAGUCUGGCCAGCUGGUGAUGGAGCAGGAGCUGAAGGAGAUUCUUCUACAAGUGUCCAUGGGGUUGAAAUACAUCCACAGCUCCGGUCUGGUGCACAUGGACAUCAAGCCAAGCAAUAUCUUCAUCUGUCGGAAGAUGACAGAGGCAGGACAAGAAGACAGCGAUGGAGAAGAUGAGCAUUCCUCUGCCAGUAUCCUGUAUAAAAUAGGUGACCUUGGUCAUGUGACAUCCACCAACAAUCCACAAGUUGAAGAAGGGGACAGCAGAUUCCUGGCAAAUGAAAUUCUACAAGAGGAUUACAGCCAGCUCCCCAAGGCUGACCUUUUUGCUCUUGGACUCACCAUUACCGUAGCUGCUGGCGCAGGCACUCUUCCAUGCAAUGACGACAAUUGGCAUUACAUCAGAAAAGGCAACUUGCCAGAUAUUCCCCAGUCCCUCUCACCUGCCUUCCAUGACCUGCUUAAGCAACUGAUUCAUCAAAAUCCAGGGUUGAGACCAUCUGCUGCUGCCUUGGUGAAGCACUCGGUCCUGAGACGAUCUGUUGGGAAGGCAGCACAGCUCCAGAAACAAUUGAAUGUAGAGAAAUUUAAGACAGCCAUGCUGGAGAGGGAACUGAAAGCUGCAAAACUUGCCCAGAAUUCUGGGAAGGAUGAAUGCACGGAUCUACCCUCUCAAUCCGAUAUCUUCUGCCGGGGUAGAAAACGCUUGGUGGGGGGUAAAAACACUCGUUCCCUAAGUUUUACCUGUGGUGGUUACUAGUAGCAAUUCACAGUGACCUGUAUCUUCCAGCUGCCAAAGAGCAAGUCCUCAAUGCCUACAUCUUGGAGCUUACAGUUUUUCGGUGACUGGAGGACCACUGCUGCAAAACUUUUGCAUCCAAGAGCUAAUGUGAUCUCAGUCCAAAUAUUUAAAGAUGGCUUCUGAUGGCCCAAACUUGCAUACAGAUUGAACGUCCUAACAGCCUUGUGCUAUCUGCCCUUUUCCUGUCAUGGUAUUUCUGAUCAGCUUAUGUUUGUUGCUUUUGUCCUGUAUACAUUGUAUAAAAGUUGGCUUCUGGGCUACACAAAUCACUUUAAGGAUCUGACUUUAUUUUUUUACAUAAUUUUAUUUCAAUGUACUUUUUUUUUAAGUUAUAUUUUAAAUAAAAUUUUAAGUCUGAA